Molecule: messenger RNA, 1863 nt
Organism: Vicia faba (fava bean)
Lineage: Eukaryota; Viridiplantae; Streptophyta; Magnoliopsida; Fabales; Fabaceae
Source: the annotation of a GenBank genome assembly
AUGAUUACCGGUAAGGAUAUGUACGAUGUUUUCGCUGCGAUUGUACCGUUAUAUGUUGCUAUGAUAUUAGCAUAUGGUUCAGUUCGUUGGUGGAAAAUCUUCACACCAGAUCAAUGUUCUGGUAUAAACCGCUUCGUGGCGGUUUUCGCAGUUCCGUUACUAUCUUUCCAUUUUAUAUCUUCCAAUGAUCCUUAUGCUAUGAAUUACCAUUUCAUAUUAGCUGAUUCACUUCAAAAAGUAGUUAUUCUUGCUGCACUUUUUCUAUGGAACAUGUUCACAAAAAACCAAGAUAGUCUUGAUUGGACUAUUACACUUUUCUCACUUUCAACUCUUCCUAACACACUUGUUAUGGGAAUCCCUCUUUUAACAGCUAUGUAUGGCGAUUUCUCAGGAAAUCUCAUGGUACAAAUUGUUGUUCUGCAAAGCGUUAUUUGGUAUACUCUUAUGCUUUUCUUGUUUGAAUAUAGAGCUGCUAAACUACUCAUUACAGAACAGUUUCCUGAAACUGCAGCUUCUAUAACAUCAUUCAAAGUUGAUUCUGAUGUUGUUUCGCUCAACGGUAGAGAACCGCUUCAAACCGAUGCUGAGAUAGGUGAAGAUGGUAAACUUCAUGUUGUUGUUAGAAGAUCAACUACUAACUCUAUGGUAUCUGGAUCAUUCAACAAAUCUCAUGUACACAACAUGACACCACGUGCUUCGAAUCUAACCGGCGUUGAGAUAUAUUCAGUUCAAUCAUCAAGAGAACCAACGCCAAGAGCUUCUAGCUUUAACCAAACUGAUUUCUAUGCAAUGUUUCAAAGUAAAGCGCCGAGUCCAAAACACGGUUACACAAAUAGUUUUCAGAGUAAUGGUGAUGUUUAUUCUAUGCAAUCUUCGAAAGGAGGGACGCCGAGGACUUCGAACUUCGAAGACGAGACGCUGAAGAUGAAUAAGAAGAGAGGAGGUAGAAGUAUGAGUGGUGAGUUGUUUAAUAUUAAUAAUGGUUCUUACCCUCCUCCAAAUCCAAUGCUUUAUGGUUCUACAAGUACUGGAAGAAAGAAGAAAGAUAGCAUUGGUGGUGGACCUAAUAACAAAGAGUUACACAUGUUUGUUUGGAGUUCAAGUACUUCACCAGUUUCUGAAGGGAAUCUUAAACAUGCUGUUAAUAAAGCUCCUUCUACUGAUUUGGGAACCAUUGAUCCUUCAAAAUAUGUUCCACAUGGAAAUACUGUUUCAUCAAAAGGUGUUAAUGAAUUGAUUGAGAACAUGAGUCCUAGAGAAAGGGAUAUUGAACUUGAUGAAGGAACAAAGUCUCCAUAUAUUAGCCAGCAUAAGAAAAUGGACUUUGAAGGAGAGAAUGUAAACAAAAACAAACAAAUGCCACCAGCUAGUGUGAUGACAAGGCUCAUUCUCAUCAUGGUUUGGAGAAAACUCAUUAGAAAUCCUAAUACCUAUUCAAGUCUUUUAGGCCUUAUUUGGUCUCUAGUAUCAUUCAGGUGGCACAUUGAAAUGCCGUCGAUCGUAAAAGGUUCUAUCUCGAUACUAUCAGAUGCCGGACUUGGAAUGGCCAUGUUUAGUUUAGGUUUGUUCAUGGCAUUACAGCCUAAGUUGAUUGCUUGUGGAAAAAGAGUUGCAACAUUUUCAAUGGCGGUUAGGUUCUUAACCGGACCAGCUGUGAUCGCGGCGACCUCAAUCACUGUCGGUAUCCGUGGAGCUCUCUUACAUGUUGCAAUUGUUCAGGCUGCACUUCCUCAAGGUAUUGUUCCAUUUGUGUUCGCCAAAGAAUACAAUCUUCAUCCGGAUAUACUUAGUACUGCGGUUAUAUUUGGAAUGUUGAUUGCAUUGCCUAUAACAAUACUCUACUAUGUGAUUCUUGGAGUAUAG